Tympanuchus pallidicinctus (lesser prairie-chicken) is the source of this 469-nucleotide messenger RNA. It is a transcript of the gene PYURF, whose product is annotated as PIGY upstream open reading frame. The transcript has 2 exons. The coding region runs from base 45 to 350 and encodes 101 amino acids. The record is from RefSeq and is a predicted model, not a curated record. Lineage: Eukaryota; Metazoa; Chordata; Aves; Galliformes; Phasianidae.
CUCCGCCGGGCACCGGAGGCGGAGCGGCGGCUCGGGGGGGCGCCAUGUUACGCGGCUGCGGGCGCGGCGUGGUUGGUGCGCUGCGGGGCGCGGCGGGGAGCCGCCGGGCGAGCGGGCAGGAGCAGGAACAGGGCCCCGGGCCGGGGCAGCCGCUGGAGCCGUCGCUGCUGCGCUUCUUGGUGUGCCCGCUCUCCAAGCGGCCGCUGAGGUACGAAGAAUCGACUAACGAGCUCAUUAACGAGGAGCUGGGCAUCGCGUACCCCGUCAUCGAUGGCAUCCCUAACAUGAUCCCGGAGGCAGCCCGGACGACGCGGAAGCGGCCCCCGGCAGAGGGCUCGGAGCAGCCGUGAGGCGACACGGCGAUGGCAGGGAGCGGCCUGCUCCCCUCCCUGCCCACGCUGACCGUGCUCGUUCCUCUCCUGUCCCUAGCGGGCUUGUUCUACUCGGCCAGCGUGGAUGAAACCUUCCC